Molecule: messenger RNA, 1260 nt
Organism: Phytophthora nicotianae INRA-310
Lineage: Eukaryota; Oomycota; Peronosporomycetes; Peronosporales; Peronosporaceae
Exons: 6
Coding region: 33-770 (245 amino acids)
Source: RefSeq, a predicted model, not a curated record
UCCGAUUAGAUUACUAGACCCCCUUCAAGACGAUGGCGACCCGCGGCAAGCCCAGCGUGUUUUCAGCCUUUAACCAGUUGCGUGUGACUGAGGACUUUGACUCCGACGACGGUAGUGCUGAGGAGCGACAGCAGGAGCGCAAGGAGAAGCAGAAACAGAAGAAAAAGUCUCGCAACAAGAAGAAGAGCAGUGACUCGGCGCAGCUUAAGGACCUCGCGUUCGUAUCGGUGUCCAAGCCGAAGAAGAGUAAGAGCAAGAAGAACAAAGCGGCGACCAAUGCGCAGUCCCAGUCUCCUCCUGGAUCGCCAGUUGAAGAAGUACCAGCUGUCAUCAGCGUUAGCGAAGAGAAGGAGGAAAUGGCUGAGCCUAAGCGUUCAAUGGCAGAUAUGAUCAAAGCGGCGCCGCAGCCGCAUAAGACCGCUGCGGUACCCAAUGGUGUCGAUAGGAAGUCGCAGCCUCCAGCUCAGCAGCAGCGACAGAAAAAGGCCACGCCUCCUCCAAAGCAACAGCAGCCUCAAGAGAAACAGCAACAGCAAAAUGCAGCGCCGCCCCACGUUCCAACCGCCGCCCCUGUAACUAGUGCACCGCAGUCUUCAUCGGAGACGGAGUUGGGCGCGGUGUACACACCGUCGCACAUUACGAUCACACGCGUGGAUGGCCAAAUGAAGCGCACGGUGGCAGUGACGGAAGUGAUGGAUCAGCUCCUUCGCUACACUCAACAAAACGCGCAACUACUGAUGGUGCAGGAGCAGCUUGGGGUACGUAGCUGAUCACCACUGCUAGGAUGGUUUUAACGUGUGUGCGAUGACUUUUUAGCACGCGAAUCGCAAUCUACAGGACCAAUUGCAACGCAGCGCUGAGAUCAUCAACGGGCUGCAGAAUGAAGUGACGAUGUUUCGGCAAAUGUGUCUAAACUUGCAGGCCGAGGUAUCGCUACUUCGCUCCAGCACCACCGUGUCGACCACCCCAGAUGCUGGCAACAAUCCCCAGCCACAGCAUCAUCACCGCCCGCCGCCUGGCAUGUCCUGAGCUCGGAGACAUCGUAGAAAACUGAAGCAACUUUACGGGCGUAAGGCAUGUGACCAACCAUAACGCCCGUCCUCCCAAUAGAAGUGGACUUGCAAGUCCGGUAGCUGUACGCACUGUUUGCUUUUGGGCUCGUGCGGAGCCAAAGGAACGCCUACUCCUCAUCGUCUCACUUCCGUCCAGCCAAACUGUUUCACUAAUGCUUUAAAAAGUGUCAGUUGGCAAAAUGACACC